This is a messenger RNA of Dracunculus medinensis (Guinea worm), 246 nucleotides long. The record is from the annotation of a GenBank genome assembly. Lineage: Eukaryota; Metazoa; Nematoda; Chromadorea; Rhabditida; Dracunculidae.
AUGCAUCGUAUCAUAGAUCUUGAAUACGCUGAUGAUGUAGUCCUUUUUACUGACAGUUAUAACAAAGUGCAAGUAAUAUUAAAUAAUGUGUCAGAAACUGCAACAAGAAUCGGACUCAGGAUCAAUGUAAAUAAAACGAAAGUCUUUUCGUCUUAUGUGCAAGAAGCUGAUCAAAUACCUCUUUUUGUAAAUUCAUUGCCGGUUGAGGAAGUGCCUGAUUUCAAAUAUACCUUGGGUCCACUCUAA